CGGAGUUCGGCGGGUCGCGCUGUGAGAACCGGAGACAUGAGCGCUCGGGAAGAGAAGCACCAGCGGGGCAGCAAGAGACCGGCCGCCAGGCGGGAGGAGGAGGCCGGAUGUGGGAGCUGGGAACAAGCAGAUCUGGGGAAUGAGGAAAGAAAGCAGAAAUUCCUGCGGCUGAUGGGAGCCGGGAAGAAAGAACACACUGGGCGCCUGGUGAUCGGAGACCAUAAAUCCACAUCCCAUUUCCGCUCAGGGGCAGAGGAUCAGAAAAUAAGCGAUGAGCUUGAGCACCAGUAUCAGCAGAGCAUGGACAGCUCCCUAUCGGGUCGGAACCGGAGACACUGUGGCCUUGGAUUUAGUGAGAGUGAAACCGCAGAAGAGAAAGCACCACCGCCCCCCCCUGAGCACCCUCCCAAAACAGAGAGCGAAUCAGAGUCCAGCAGUGAGGUCUCCAGUGAGGAGGAAGAGGAGGAGGAGAGCGACAGCGACUCUGCGUCAGACGACGACACCGCACACAAGCGCAAACCAACGGAACAAAGUGACAAGGACAUUCCGGACAGCAAAGAUCCCAAGAGCAACUACAAAAUGCUGUUUGUCAAGUCAACCGGCUCCUAACGCGGAAAGGGUUAAUCCCCGGAAUAUGGGUCAGGCCACUGUCUACAGAGCGCGCUCCUGUCACCGGCACCUUCCCUCAGGCUCAAACUCACCUCUGUCCCCCAUAGACUUCUCCUCUCAGUCCUGCAGUUGGUCCAUUUGAAAGGAGAGCAAAUAUCAAAGUGAAGGAAAUUUCGGCGCUGCAGGAAAGCCCACCCCGCUCCGUGCUGCCGCAACGGGGAUAUUUGAGUAAAUGCUUGUGCUGAAGGGGUUAAGAGAGGUCAGGUGAUGAUAAUCUCGUUAUGGAUCCUUUAGUGUUAAGCAAACGGACUCUGGCGUGUGUGUAUUUUUUUGACAUUCUUGUAAGUUGUGGGGAAAAUGCCUAUUUUUUUAAAGGAUGAAAAACC
Molecule: messenger RNA, 995 nt
Organism: Xenopus tropicalis (tropical clawed frog)
Lineage: Eukaryota; Metazoa; Chordata; Amphibia; Anura; Pipidae
Gene: c4h11orf58
Product: chromosome 4 C11orf58 homolog
Source: RefSeq, marked provisional